Molecule: messenger RNA, 483 nt
Organism: Iphiclides podalirius (scarce swallowtail)
Lineage: Eukaryota; Metazoa; Arthropoda; Insecta; Lepidoptera; Papilionidae
Source: the annotation of a GenBank genome assembly
AUGGUUAAAGUUUGGAAACUGGGUCUUGUAAGUUUUGAUACUGCUCAUAAAAUACAACAAGUCCUUGCGAGAAAACAUUUAAAUGCUCUCAUGAAUGGUCAGAAUGCUAAUCUCGAUACGCUUCUAUUAGUGGAACAUAAACCUGUGUAUACUGUUGGUAUUAGAGAUGAAACAUCAAAAGAGGAAAUAAAUAGGCUACGCAGCUUAGGUGCAGAAUUUCGUAAGACUAAUCGAGGUGGUCUUAUUACAUUUCAUGGACCAGGCCAAUUGGUUGUGUACCCCAUAAUCAACCUGAAAAAUUAUAAGACUAGUGUAAAAUGGUAUGUUAAAUCCUUAGAAGAAAUUGUCAUAAAACUCUGUGAUGAACUAGGGGUUGAGGCAGGAAGAUCACCGCACACUGGUGUGUGGGUCGGUGACAAUAAAAUUGCAGCUAUUGGAAUACAUGCCUCCAGAUAUAUCACAACUCAUGGAAGAGAUCCUAAA